This is a messenger RNA of Aspergillus lentulus, 972 nucleotides long. The record is from RefSeq and is a predicted model, not a curated record. NCBI's taxonomy places the organism in Eukaryota, Fungi, Ascomycota, Eurotiomycetes, Eurotiales, Aspergillaceae.
AUGCAUGCACUUCUCGCCUGUGCUGCAGCAGAGAUACCGGUCAACAACCCGCAGUACCGACGGAUGGCAGAGAUGCAUUACAUCAAAGCUGUUUCUGGCUUGCGACAGAGCUUGAUAGAAACUAGUGACUCGAGUGAAUGGACAGUCGUCUUGUGGACGGUGCUGAUGUUAUGCAUUUAUGAGCGAUCCAAACCUCAUCACUCGCAAGGCGUCGAUGUACAUCUCGCCGGGGCAGCUCAGUUGAUUCAGGUGUCCUUCCAGAAGAAAACGCCCGAUGCAAGCAUUAUUGCGACGGGUGCCUGGACGCGCUUGUUUCUCGAAUCAUUUAUGUUUCACGUCGCGACCAGUAUACCCUUUCAGCUCACAUCUACCCAAUCAACUACUAUCGACUCCGCCUUUUCCCUUGCGGAAAACAUACUGGAGGUCCUCUGUCGACCGCAAAUCUCCGUGGAUGCUACCUCGCCAGUCCUCGGAGUCCCUCCAAAACUGUUCCACUACAUCUACACGAUCGCGCGGAUGUACCAACAGUACCCCUGUGGCGUUGAUAUCUCCUACUGCAACGAGUUGGAGCAGGAUCUGAGACGAUGGGAUACCCUAAUGACAGGCACAGCAACUCCUGAGGUCCUUACAGGACCUAGACUGUAUGUCUUGUGUUCGCGAAUCCUUCUCAAUCGGCUCAUGCAUCCCGGCAGUCAAACAGACAAUUUUACCAGUGAGCUCAUUUCGCACGCCAUCCUCCUUGUGACCCAACUGCAGCCAGCACAAGAUUACUUUGCCGAGUACUAUAGUUGGCCAUUCCUGGUGCUUGGGACCUGUGCAGAGAAACACUCAGACCGGCAGAUAUUGCUGUCACAAAUACAAGGAUUCUGGCAGGCGACGAAUAAUGGCACCAUGAAACGGCUAGAGAGCAUGCUGACGGCUUACUGGACUAAUGGCAAAUCAACCGCGCAGAAUAACUUGUGGUUGAUAUGA